AUGGAAAGCGCGAGGCUGUGCUACGCCUGCAGAAUGGUGUUUGGGCAGCUGGGGAGCCCUGAGCGCUGGGGGGAGCCCCGGGCCCUGGAAUUAAACCCCUGGGCAGCCUCCCACCUCCGCCUCCUCCCUGAGGCCGCCCAGCACCCCCGGGGCCGGGACAGGCUGAGUGCGGCUCUGACCCAGAGUCCGGUGGGAGGGCACCUCCUCCCCUCCCUGGCCCUGCCACCUGGCCGGGCAGGUUUUCAAUGUGCCCAUCUGUACGCCGGGGACAAAGAAUGCUUUGUCACCCCACCUACUUCUCACGGGUGUUAUGAAACCACUGUUUGCUCGGAAAACACUUUGAGCAACUUGGGGAAAGGUGCCCAUGGCUCCGGUGACGCUGCUGCACCCGAUCCAGGCCGGCCAGCCGUGCCAACUCGUCAUCCGGUCACCACCUCGCCCGCCCCGGGGAAGGGAGGUGCCAACCAGCCCACCAGCUGUGCUGUGGCCCCAGAUGAGGCCCACGGGGUGUGUGGGUUCCGGGGCUGGCUGACCCACAGAUUUCAGCAGAGGACCAGCUCCGCGGGCCCGGGCAGAGGCCACCGGGUGCCAGGAGAGCGAGAGACUUCCCUUCCGACCGGACACUGGACUCUGAGCUCCCCGCAGGCCCUGCUGCCCUGGCGGGCCGGGCGCGGCGCAGGCCGGGACCCACAGGCCGCGGGCACCGUAGACGCCGAAGCGGGGGAAUCUUCUGAAGAUGAGUCAGAAAAAAGUCCUCCAUUGUUAUGGAGGCAGAGGCGGCUCCCGAGGGCGCCUAUACCUUCGCUGUCGGCACCGACGGGGAAAUCGAGGGCCCAGCAACACGGUCUACACCGCCGCGGCCUUCCUGGCGCAGUCCCUCCAGCCGGGGCCUGGACCUCGCGCCGGAGCACGCGGCGUGGCACCUGCUGUCCCCUUCUCUGGUCGACAGUGUUUCAGGCCCUGGCAGGUGUGGCUCAGUGGACAGAGUGUUGGCCUGUGGACGGAAGGGUCUCGGGUUUGAUUCCGGUCAAGGGCACAUGCCCGGGUUGCGGGCUGGGUCCCUGGUAGGGGGCGUGCAGGAGGCAGCUGAUCAAUGACUCUCAUCAUGGAUGUUUUUCUCUCUCUCUCACUCCCUCUCUGAAAGCAAUAAAAAUGUUUAAAAAACAAAAACAAACAAAAAAAAACAGUGUUUCAGCUAAAACACUGGAGGGAGGCUUUUCCCUCCUCGUGAAAGGCUGGUCCUCCGCCCACAGCCCACGCGUCCUUAGUCACAGCGCCACGGAUGCCCCGAGUCCGACGAGAUCCCCCCUCACCCGGCAAUCCCCCCUCGGCCCCGUGCCCGGCAGGAGUGGUCAGAUAACCACGCCGACUCAUUUCAGCUGGACGUGGCCUCGCACCCGUGUCCGUGUCCGGCGUCGGCGAGUUCGGUGAACGCGCUUGUUUUAGGGGACCCGUUCCUGGGCCACUGUCCCUGGCAGCCCUCUCCUCCCUGGGGCGCGCGAGGCCCUGCCCCCCACUCCCCCCGAGGGAGCUGGAGGAAGGCCUGCCCUGCAGAGCCCUUCGCAGGGUCAGAACUCCUCCUCGGAUGAUAAACGCGCUCACUUGUCUUGUCUGCUCCCCACCCCCCGGAAGGCUGCGCUGUUUUGGAAAAAGGGGGGGGGGGGUGUGCGUGAGUGAGUUCAUUCCCCGAAUCUCCGAGCUCCCACUGAUCCCCAUUCGAAGGCCACACUCUGUUCCCGGGUCACACAAGCAAAUGCUUCUCUCUCCCCCUCUCCUCCUCCCUUCCUCU
Messenger RNA from Myotis myotis, 1789 nucleotides. RefSeq lists its product as uncharacterized. The transcript has 4 exons. Bases 1 to 1068 code for a protein of 355 amino acids. The record is from RefSeq and is a predicted model, not a curated record. NCBI's taxonomy places the organism in Eukaryota, Metazoa, Chordata, Mammalia, Chiroptera, Vespertilionidae.